CUUCUUUUCCAUGUCUUUGGCAGAUUGCAGAAAACAAUAAAAAACCAUGAAAUUUAACAAUGGGUUCUUUUGUUCCUUUGUUCUUCCCUCCUUUCUUGUUUUGGGAUUCUUCCAAGAAUCCGUACAUGGGCGCCCGUUGCUGAUGUCACCGGCCAGGCCUCGCCCUGAUAACGCGGCGGCCUUCGCUCGGUGGUUGGUUUCUCAAAGUUCUUGGGGUGUCCUCAACACAAUAUCCAGUGACUGGGGAGGUGCGCCAUUUGGGAAUGUGGUCUCAUUCAGCGAUGGCUUACCGGACAAAGGAAAAGGUAUUCCCUACUUCUACCUCACUGCCCUUGAUCCAACAGCGAGUAAUGCUUUGAAAGACCAGAGAUCGUCCUUCACGAUAAGCGAAUAUAACCUUGGGACUUGUGGCAAGAAAGACCCUGAGAACCCCACUUGUGCUAAGAUAACGCUCGUAGGAAAGUUAAAAUUACUUGAGGGAACUUCUAAGGAAGCUGAAUUUGCUCAAACUGCGCUGUUCACGAAGCACCCUGAGAUGAAAGGCUGGCCCAAAAGUCACAAUUUCCAGGUCUUCAAAUUAGAGAUUGAAAAUAUCUUUAUGAUCAAUUGGUUUGGGGGUCCUAAGCCUCUUACAGUGGAACAAUACCUCCAUGCCAAGAUGGAUAAACAAACACUCAUAGCAGAUGCAACUGCUUGAUCACAGUUCAUUCCAUGAUGGUUUCUGAUAUAAUCAACAGAACAAGUGGAUCUCUCUUGCUUCCAUGUGCAUUUGUCGAUAUCAUUAAACCCUCCAGCCAGAUGCUUGGGGAAAUCACACAAAUAACCAAAUUGUAAAUAAAAACCAUUGUCUGUGCAGUCUUUUUUAAUUCAUUCACCCAUUUGAAAUGUAUGAAAAACUGUGCUGUGUAAUUCUUCCUUCAGAUUAAUGUCAUAAAUUUACUGAUUCCAAUAA
Sesamum indicum (sesame) is the source of this 952-nucleotide messenger RNA. RefSeq names its product Pyridoxamine 5'-phosphate oxidase family protein. Lineage: Eukaryota; Viridiplantae; Streptophyta; Magnoliopsida; Lamiales; Pedaliaceae. The record is from RefSeq and is a predicted model, not a curated record.